AUGAACAGCAGGGAUGGUGACAGUCCCGUGCCAAAACAGGCGCACCGGGGACAAAGACAGCCCAAGGCGCAUAAGGUUUUCAGCAUGAAGAAGAAUCGAACCCCAUCGAGUGUGCAAACCAAAGAUGCCCCUGGCUCAUCCAGGUCAACCGGGACUAUCCGGCGCAUCGUGGGCAAAGGGAAUGAGAUGAAAUCGGAGAAAGGGACGUGUACAGGAAAAGGCGCGCCAUCCGUUACCGAGUGCCAAAAGAAUCAAAGCACACCUAGGAAACUAUCUGAUGCCAACAAUGGUUCGGAGGAUUUGAGCAAGGACUCAGAUUGCGUCUCGGGGAAGCUAUCAUCCUCGGACAGCAGUUCUGAAAUUUCUGACUGCACGGAGGGAUUUUUGACUGCAUCAGAGGGAAACCAACUUUCUGCGGACACUCUGUCUCCAAGCAGCGAGACUGGGUCAUGUGUUCGAGACGGAGUGGCAAAUAGUGGCAGGUCGAGUGGGAAUGCUCUAAACAGUGUAUCCGAUAUGAGUACUGGAGGCAACCCAUUCACACGGAUAGGCCUAUCACAGGACAAUUCUAUCAUGCAUUCUGGUAGGGAUGGAAACCAUUCUCCUGGAAGUGGAGGGUCCCUUCUUGCAACCCUUCCCUCGCUGAAUGUCAGCGUAGCAUCCCUGUCUUAUUCAGAACUGACCGGGGAGCUCGUGGACGAGACGCUGGAGGAUCUUGUCAGAGAAAACGACGAUUUGAGAUCAGAAAAUGAGUAUUUGAAAGUAAGAUGAUUCACUUAAUUGGCAUGUCAUUACGCGUAACAGAUAGCCCUUUUAUUAUUUCACACAUUUCCUCAAGUCUAGGGGCUUGGCCCCCUUAUCAUAAAGAAAAAAAAGUUGAAUAUUGACUGAUUUGAAUAGAGUUGAAUACUGAAGUAGGCUAUUGAAACAACAACGCAGGCACGCUCGUGACAUUAAUUGUUGUCAGGGUUAGAGGGCCAGACUUUCCUUAGCAGAGCCGAUUAGAUAAGUUAUGUAAUUGGCCGUGUCAACCUUAAUUACUUACACGUGAUUGCAGGAGCAGCACGCUCAGGCAAGGAGCAUCAAAAGUCAUUAUUCACAGUGGUUGUGUAUCCCAACCUGGGUAGUUCAAGUUUGGGGUAAAUCAAAUACCGUAUAAGCCUGCACAUUGAUCUGGUACUGGUACUCCCAGUAUAUUGCUUUUUAAAACUGCAUCGUUAGAACGGGCAAAGUCUACAUUCGUUGUAUUCGGCGCAUGUCAUGUUAAAAUUAGAUUUGAUACACACACAAACAUUAGGAGCUUGACUAAGAAAAAAACGAUUUAAACAGUUCCACCUUCAGAACUGACACUUGGUUGUGCAUAAAGUAGCCUAAUAGAACCUAAUAAAGUAGUCUGAUGAUGAUGGCGAUGACAAUACUGUUGUUGAUGUUGAUGAUGCUGCUGCUGUUGAGGAGGCUGAUUGACAUUAUGUCUUUGGUGUCAUGUCCAGGAUGAGAUGGAGGAGCUGCGCUGUGAGAUGCUGGAGAUGCGGGACCUCUUCCUGGAGGAUGAGGUGUAUCAGCUGCAGGAGCUGCGGCUGCAGCUGGAGCAGGCCAAUAAGAUGUGUCGUAUCCUGCAGUACCGCCUCCGAAAGGCCGAGCGCCGCAGCCUCAGGGUGGCCCAGACUGGCCAAGUGGACGGGGAACUGGUCCGCUCCCUGGAACAUGACGUCAAG
Molecule: messenger RNA, 1715 nt
Organism: Coregonus sp. 'balchen'
Lineage: Eukaryota; Metazoa; Chordata; Actinopteri; Salmoniformes; Salmonidae
Source: the annotation of a GenBank genome assembly